Molecule: messenger RNA, 1356 nt
Organism: Anoplophora glabripennis (Asian longhorned beetle)
Lineage: Eukaryota; Metazoa; Arthropoda; Insecta; Coleoptera; Cerambycidae
Product: nuclear pore glycoprotein p62
Exons: 7
Coding region: 127-1254 (375 amino acids)
Biological process (GO): RNA export from nucleus; protein import into nucleus
Cellular component (GO): nuclear pore; nuclear pore central transport channel
Molecular function (GO): structural constituent of nuclear pore; phospholipid binding
Source: RefSeq, a predicted model, not a curated record
AUUUCAACUUAACUGUCAAAGUUUUAUUUUCAAAGUUGUAAAUUAACCUAAAAAUUUCUAUAUACUAUUGUACCAUUAGUGUAAAUACCUCUAACUGUUAAAUAUUUGUUAUACAGUCCAAACAAUAUGUCGUUUGGUACUGGUUCUACGCCUAAAACGGCCGCUUCCGGUUUUACACUUCCUAGCCAGCCAGCAACAACGGCACCUACACCCGGAUUUCAAUUUAACACUGGUUCCGGAGAUAAUAAAUUACAAAAUAAGCCUGCGACAGGGCUAUUUGCUUCAUCCAGCGUUACAGGAUUAUCGUUAGGCUCGACUGCCCCCAAGACAGUUUCAUCUGCACUAUCCUUCGGAGCACCUGCAGUAUCGACAUCAGCUCCAUCACUAGGAGCUGCAGCAACAAGUACAGCAUUAUCAUCGGCUCCACAACUUAGCUUUGGAGCAAGUACAACCACAUCUACAUCAUUUACGCCUAUAUUAGGAUCAACAGCAGCUUCUAGUUCAACAGGAAUUACACUUGGGACGAGUACUGCAUCAAGCACAGCUCCUGCAAAAUUGUCAUUUGAACCAAAAACAACAGUAACUGCACCAUCUACUUUAACUUCCACAGCUUUACCUACAUUAGCCCCAACAAACGUGACAUCAACGACUUCUUCAAUACCAGCAACAGGUUCUCUAACGUUCGCCCAAUUAGAAGAUUCCAUAAACAAGUGGACAAUCGACUUGGAAGAGCAAGGUAAAUUUUUUAUCAAUCAGGCAAAGCAGCUGAAUGCCUGGGAUACACUAUUGAUAUCGAAUGGCGAAAAAAUAUUGAAUUUAAAUAGUAGCAUUGAAAGAGUAAAGCAACAGCAGCAGCAGCUCGAUCAGGAGUUGGAUUUUGUACUUGCUCAACAAAAGGAGUUGGAGGAAUUAAUAGUGCCAUUAGAAAAAGAAUUAGUUGAGAUACCUGUUACCGAUAUAGACAGAAAUCAAAUGUACCAGUUUUCCGAAAUAAUUGAUUCGCAGCUGAAACAAAUGUCGGAUGAUUUGAAGGAGAUUAUCGAACAUAUAAAUGAAUCUAAUAAGGAUGAAGAAGUUUCGAAUCCAAUUACACAGAUUAGUCGUAUUCUGAAUGCCCAUAUGAAUUCUCUCCAAUGGAUCGACAGAAAUACUGCUCAAAUCAGUGCACAAUUAGAACAGAUAUCUAAAAUGCAGGAUCAGAACAGAAGGAACUUCUCUUUAAACCAGUCUUUAAAUCAUUCAAUGAAUAUGUAGAUAGUAGUGUUUUUUCUUUUUUUUUUGUAAAUUAAAGUGUUUUUACGUAAUAAUAAGUAUUCUGUAUUUCAAGAUAAGUGUGAAAUAUAAUUAUUUUGAAAU